Molecule: messenger RNA, 2986 nt
Organism: Engraulis encrasicolus (European anchovy)
Lineage: Eukaryota; Metazoa; Chordata; Actinopteri; Clupeiformes; Engraulidae
Gene: arhgef3l
Product: Rho guanine nucleotide exchange factor (GEF) 3, like
Exons: 13
Coding region: 435-1994 (519 amino acids)
Biological process (GO): positive regulation of Rho protein signal transduction; intracellular signal transduction
Molecular function (GO): guanyl-nucleotide exchange factor activity
Source: RefSeq, a predicted model, not a curated record
CCCGUCCCCAAUGGCCCCCAGUCGGUCGUCGGGUUGCUCUGGAGGCCUUGCUGAAGAUGAUCAACCCCCUCCGCUCCGCUCCGACACAGGCAGGCGUGAGGGUUUGCACCCUACGCCAUGUCAGAGGAGUCAACAGGAAGCGCGAGCACAGGCUCACACACAGGAUGUGGGCUGUCGAGGUUGCUAAGAGCGAGCGAGCGCUAAGAGGAAGAGAGCGAGCGCGAGAGAGAGAGGGGGGAGGAGGGAGAGACAGCUCAGUGCUCCUAACUCGCUGCCGUCUCACCCUUCUUCGUGAGGUGCGACAGGUGUCGGCACUACUAAGGCACACGUCUGGAGGAUUUUUUUGUGUUGGUUGUUUUUUGUUUGUGGUUUGGGGUGUCAUACAUUUGUAAUCAUCAUGGACUUGUUGAGGUUUUGAGGAAAGCCGAGAGAAGAUGGACUUUGAGGACUCGGAGACUGAUGAGGGUCCUUCCUGGACACCUCUCCCCAGGGAUCGGCUGUCAGCCUGUGCUGGGUUCUCAGACUAUGCAGGAAAGAAAAGGAAACAGGAGCCCCACUCUGAUGCUGAGAGUUUAGCCAGAGCUGCAGAGGACAAUGACGAAGAUGAUCUUGAUAUCAGCUCAGAGUCUCUGAAUGAUUCAGAGGAACCUUGUAACAAAAAGGUCAAACCUGUUGGGAGGAACUCGGGAGUGACGGGGAUAAUAACGCCAGUGAAGACCCCAGCCUUGAAACGCCUUGGACAGUCAAUACAGAGGUCCAUCAGCUUCCGAACGGAGGCCAGGCCGCUGCCAGCCAUGCCACCCAUCCGCUCGCGCCAGAAGGCCUCCUCGUUCCCACGGCGACGCAACAGCCAGCUGUGGAGCGACACGGUGGACUGCCGACCGGGCGAGCUGAGCGCCAGGGAGAUCAAGAGGCAGGAGAUCAUCUAUGAACUCACACAGGGAGAGCGACAGCUCAUAGAGGACCUGAAUCUGGUCAAAAAGGUGUAUUAUGAACCCAUGUUGAAACUGGACAUCCUCACAGAGAGUGAGCUGGGACAGAUCUUCGGCACACUGGACUCCCUCAUCCCCUUACAUGAAGAUUGCCUGACUCGGCUGGAGAGGCUGCGAGGAGCCGAGAAGACAGUGGAGGCGGUGGGGCCCACUUUAAUACAGUGGUUCCCGUGUCUGGAGGCGUACAUCACCUACUGCUGUAACCAGGUGGCAGCCAAGGCGCUGCUGGACCAGAAGAAGCAGGAGCGCCGCGUGGACCAGUUCCUGCGCCUCUGCCAGGAGUCCUCCUUCAGCAGGAAGUUGGACCUCUGGAACUUCCUGGACCUGCCGCGCUCCCGCCUGGUCAAGUACACGCUGCUGCUCAAGGAGAUCAAGAAGUGCACGCCGGCCGACCACCCGGACGAGGACGCGCUGCCCGAAGCCAUCGAGGUGAUCCAGGACAUCGUUUCGCAGGUGGACCAGAAGACGGGUGAGGCCGAGUGCCAGUUCUACCGGCAGGGCCUGAGCUACCUGGAGGACGGCCAACGGGUCCCCGAGAUCAUGCAGUCCAGAUUCAUCUACUGCCACGGGGAACUCAAGAGCACCAAGGGACAGAAGCUGCAUGUGUUCCUGUUUGAGCUGGUGCUGGUGCUGACGCGGCCGAUGGCGUCGGAGCGGGAGGGCACGGUGCAGUUCCAGGUGUACCGCCAUCCGCUCCCCGCCGCCAACCUGCACCUGGAGGACAUCCCCGACGGGGAGCCUGGCAGCUCCGGAUCCUUCCGCGGAGCCUUCACCGGGAACGACAAAGUGAAGAACUGUUUCCGUGUGAGCAGCAGAGGGCGCUCCAAGCCCCAGUCCCACAGUCUGCAGGCCAACGACUCCUUCAACAAGCAGCAGUGGAUCUCCUGCCUGCGCCAGGCCAUGGUCCAGUCGCGCGACGGUCACGCCCACACCGGCCAAUCAGAGCUGGGCAACAUCGCGGAACUCAGCCUGAACUCCGACGUGGAGAUGGUGGGGCAGUAGCAGCAGCAGCAGCAGCGCCCCCUAGAGGACAGAGGUGUGGAGAAUAGGAAGAGAAGCAAGGGGUGGAACUCAACUCCCACACCUAUAGCUGAUGCAAUAAUUUCUUUAUUGCUGUACUUACAUGAAAGUCAUAAAAAGUGCCCCAGAAGUGCAGGUGUUGGCACUGACAAAGGUGACCGAAAACGUUUCACAGUUGUGGGUAGUACUUUUAUAUGUGCAUAGCAAUUAAGAAAUGAUUGCAUCAGCUACCAACCAGUUUGAGAGUUCCACUCCUUGCUUCUAUGGAUUAUCGCUUUGCAAUCAACGCACCCAUUAGGACUGUAGUUACUGGUGUGACACCUGCUCUGUCAUAAUAACAAGUUCAGACAAUAAAAAAAACCUCCCUGCCACAUUUGAUCUAACCAGCCCGGAGUCAGCUGAUUUGAUUCAGCUGAAAUUAAUACUGGAGACAGAUAGUCCAGUUACUCAGUCACCUGUGCUGAAAGGAAACUGUGGAGGGCCUUUUUUUGUUUUUUGUUUGUUUCUGAACCGGAUUUUGACACCUCUGCUUAGAGGACACGUAGGAACAUUCAUAAAGGGGGAAAAAAUGGUCCUUGCGAUGACCAACUCCACAGUACCAUGAGGAGAUGCUACUGUUUGAAAACUGUGUGAACUUUCCUUCAAGCAUCCCUUUGCUGUACAUCAAUUCAUUAUGGCUGAUGCUGUGACCAGUGCCCUCGGUUACGGAGGGACAUCAUUUUUAAGAGGAAAUAACCAGAAGAAUGUAUUUGAUUGUGAAUGUUGUGUGGUUGCAAGAUGUGAUAUAUUUUUAAUCUUCAAUCUUUGACGUUAUGAGAUGUAGCUUGUGAUAUUUUAGAGCCUACUUAUUUGAUGUCUACAAUUGAAAUAUGAAAUGAAAUAUUCUUUAUAACAUUUUAUAAGAAAAUAAAAUAAACUGACAUAAAUGCAGCCUUGAGUUUCUACUCCAUCUAAUCCACAUAAAUGUAGCAACC